CUGAAAUGUCCCUCUGGUGUAGCCAUCAAUGUAGCACGGUCCCAGUUAGUUCUGUUAGCGUGCUCACCGUUACUUACUAAAAUAUAAUUGUGAUGUGAAUACAUUUAUUGAGAAAGAUACACUCGUCUCAGCUGGAAUUAAAGCGUUAAAUAUUGCUCAUUUUUAAAGUAAAAGGUAGUUUUAACGUUAUUAACUCAUAAUGGCUGCGAAGAUAACCGCUGGGCCCGUCUGCCACCAUGAGCUCUGAGAGUCAGCUGCUGAUGAAAGAGAACAUCAAGAUGAUGACUGACAUGAUUCUGCUGUGCGUCACUUUGGCGCUGUCCCUCUUCUUCUGGGUCCUGUCCCUCGCCAUCAGCUCCUUCUACGGGACAAUGCAGCCUGUGUCGCCGUGGCGAUGGUUGUUCUCCAUCUUGGUCCCCCUCGUGCUGACAAUCAGAGCGCUGAAGAGAGGCAGUCUGAACUACUCAGGAGCCCUGGGAGCUCUCCUGGUGGGCUUCGUGUUGACGAUGGCCAACUACAGCUUCUUCUCCUCGCUGCUGGCCUUCUUCAUCACCUCCUCCAAACUGACCCGCUGGGGAGGAGCACAGAAGAGGAAAAUAGACGCAGAGUACAAAGAAGGGGGCCAGAGGAACUGGAUUCAGGUCUUCUGUAAUGGAGGAGUUCCCACAGAGCUGGCGCUGCUCUACAUGAUAGAGGUGGGUCCAGGUGAGAUCCCCAUUGAUUUCAGCAAACAGUACUCGGCCUCCUGGAUGUGCCUCGCUCUACUGGGCGCGCUCGCGUGCAGCACCGGGGACACCUGGGCGUCGGAGGUGGGGCCUGUCCUCAGCCAAUCACAGCCUAGACUCAUCACCACCUGGAAGGAAGUCCCGGCAGGAACGAAUGGAGGAGUCACACCCGUCGGAUUGGUCGCCAGCUUGCUUGGUGGUCUUGUGGUGGGCGUGGCUUACUAUGUAACACAGCUUCUAUUGGUUGGCGAUCUGAACCUGGCGGACCCCCAGUGGCCAAUCGUGGUGUAUGGCGGUGUGGCGGGCCUGUUGGGAUCGAUGCUUGACUCUUUUCUGGGAGCUCACAUGCAAUACUCAGGCUUUGACGCGAGCAUCAAUAAGGUGGUAAGUUAUGAGUCUGCCACGACCCGGCGGAUCUGUGGGAAACCAAUCUUAGACAACAACGCAGUCAACCUGUUCUCCUCCGUCAUCAUCGCACUCGUCCUGCCAGGGCUGGCAUGGGGGAUGUGGCCUCGAUAGACUGACAACUGUCAAUGCACUGGAGCCAGACGACUAAUAUGAUUAUUUAAGAGAUUUGAGUAAGACUGUAUAUUGGUUGUUGUUGAUCACAGAAGCAUCAUACUAAAAGUUAAUACAACUCUCUGCCCACUCUGGUUAUGAUAUCUCUCUUUGGAAGAAAAAAGAACAGGAAAUAAAUAGUGACAGAUGAAAACAUUAAAAUUUGGACUUAGGAUAUUUACACAUGUUUUAGGAGAACGUUUAAUGGCCUUCACGUAGAUAUGGAAUAAUAAUGGAAUGGGCUGUGUUUUGUUCUCUAUUCAAAAUUUGAAGCUAAUUUGUUCCCGUGAUGUUUCAGCAUUUAAGACUGAUUUGUGUUAUAGUUAUAACGAUAAUGGAUGCAGUCUGUUUCCAAGUGAGCCUUAGUCUUUGCAGUGUGAAUUCACAUAUCAAUAAUUCAAAUUGUAUUUCCUGCUUUUGGCUGUUCAUACUUUAAAAUAAAAGGGGCUUUUUGUU
Etheostoma cragini (Arkansas darter) is the source of this 1739-nucleotide messenger RNA. RefSeq names its product transmembrane protein 19 (gene tmem19). Bases 237 to 1244 code for a protein of 335 amino acids. Gene Ontology annotation, cellular component: membrane. NCBI's taxonomy places the organism in Eukaryota, Metazoa, Chordata, Actinopteri, Perciformes, Percidae. The transcript is spliced from 8 exons. The record is from RefSeq and is a predicted model, not a curated record.